AUGAAGGGCAGUGAUGAAACCGGUUUGAAAAAAGGGUUAUGGACGCCGGAGGAAGACCGGAUCCUCGUCGAUUACGUCCAGAGACACGGGCAUGGGAAAUGGAAAUCCGUCGCCACUUCGGCCGGGCUGAACCGGUCUAGCAAAAGUUGUCGGCUCCGAUGGACUAAUUAUCUCCGGCCUGAUAUCAAGAGAGGCAGCGUCUCUGGUGAGGAAGAGCAAACAAUUAUCGAUCUCCAUGCACUACUUGGCAAUAAGUGGUCUACAAUAGCAAGUCAUCUACCCGGAAGAGCAGAUAACGAGGUUAAAAAUCUAUGGAGCACUCGGCUGAAGUGGAAGCUUAUCCAGAUGGGGAUCGAUCCGGUCACCGAUGGACCGACGACCGACGUUCACAGCAUUCUAGCUAGCCAGCUCCAGCUGCUCGCCGCUGUGAAUUUCUGUAACCCCAUAGACAUCAACAGUGCUCUCAUGUUGCAGUCAAAUGCUGCUGCAACGAUUGCCAAAACACUCCAUCUGUUGCACAACAUGAUUGAAGUCAUGGGCACCACUGCCAGUAAUCCCGCGACCGUCGAGAAUCAACCGUUCGGCUACGGCCUCGGACACGAGGUUACGGAAUUGCAGUCGAAUUUUAUCGACCUGGUGGCUUCUCAACAUCAGCCGAAGCCGAUCCUAGACUCGAAAACAUGUUCCAACAGCAAUGAUGUUCCGUUUGCUUCUUCAUCGUUUGCUGCUAAUGUUCAAAAUUCAACUACUCUUCAGCUUCCGACGUGGAUUACGGCAUCGCCGGAGUGUCGACCGCGACCCGACAUCAACGUUGUCCAGAAUGUAAACAAUAUCUCUAACCCUUCCACUACGUUUGAAGCUUGGGGUGAUGAAGCAACGGCAAGUGACUCUUACUGGAGGGAUAUUAUAGAGUAA
Hibiscus syriacus is the source of this 915-nucleotide messenger RNA. RefSeq names its product transcription factor MYB93-like. Lineage: Eukaryota; Viridiplantae; Streptophyta; Magnoliopsida; Malvales; Malvaceae. The transcript has 2 exons. The coding region runs from base 1 to 915 and encodes 304 amino acids. The record is from RefSeq and is a predicted model, not a curated record.